AUGACAGAAGCUAACAAAAUACAGAGGCUACAACAUUGCCUUUCUAUGCUCGAUGAGAACUCACCAUGUAGGUUCAAGGAUAUGGACAACUUUGUCCAUAUUGAUGAAAAAUGGUUCGACAUGACUAGAGUGAACAACUCAUACUACCUACUCCCAGAAGAGGCAAAACCAUUGCGCACAGUGAAAAAUAAGAAUAGCAUCGGAAAAGUGAUGUUCCUCGCGGCAGUUGCCAAGCCAAGGUAUGGCGAAAGAGGGGUAGUCACGUUUGAUGGCAAGAUUGGGACAUGGGCAUUUGUGAAGGAGACCCCAGCUCCUAAGAAGAGUAAACUUAGACCUAAAGGAACACUUGAGCUAAAAAAUGUGAAAGUUACCCAAGAUGUCAUGAGACAAUACAUGUGCAAUCCAGUGAUUCCAGCCAUCCAAGACAAAUGGCCCGAUGAGGAUGAAGGAACAACAAUCUUCAUUCAACAAGAUAAUGCGAAACCUCACCUCCUCCCUCAUGAUGAUGGUUUCCGACAGGCAGUAGCACAGACUGACCUAGACAUUCAAUUAAUGCAACAACCUCCGAACAGCCCGGACUUGAAUGUGCUUGAUCUAGCCUUGUUCAGGUCACUGCAGUCCCUUACUGACGCGAGAGCACCUAAGAAUAUAAAGGAACUGAUAGAGGGUGUGGAAGAAGAAUACAAUGACUAUGAGGUCAACAAACUAAGUAGAAGCUUCUUCACACUCAAGACAGUUAUGAUUGAGAUAAUGCGGGCAGAAUGA
Molecule: messenger RNA, 765 nt
Organism: Lolium perenne
Lineage: Eukaryota; Viridiplantae; Streptophyta; Magnoliopsida; Poales; Poaceae
Molecular function (GO): nucleic acid binding
Source: RefSeq, a predicted model, not a curated record